Pieris macdunnoughi is the source of this 513-nucleotide messenger RNA. The record is from the annotation of a GenBank genome assembly. Lineage: Eukaryota; Metazoa; Arthropoda; Insecta; Lepidoptera; Pieridae.
AUGGUUGUUUCAAGCUUCAUUAGUGGCAAACCACACAACCAGGAAUCGAGAUGCAGGGUUCCUCCCACAGCACCGCAGAAGAUAGAACGGGUGAUCUCUCUGUGUCAAGAUGAAAUAAAGCUGUCUAUAUUAAGAGAAGCGCUUGAUGUCAUCAAAGAGGAGCACACCAUGCCAGCAGAGAGAAGAAGAAACAAGAGAGAAGUACCGUUCACACACGAUGAGAAAAGAAUAGCCGGGUGUCUGCUCCAGUGCGUGUACCGGAAAGUGAAAGCUGUGGACGGCUUCGGGUUUCCAACACUAGAGGGUCUAGUAGGCUUAUAUUCAGACGGUGUUAAUGAGCGAGGCUACUUCAUGACUGUGCUGGAGGCUUCAAGGGAGUGUUUGAUGCGUAACCAUGAUAAGUUCUCUAGGACAGUGCCUAUGGAUAACGGGCUCAAUUGUGACAUCUCCUUCGACAUUUUCGAGUGUAUUUCAGACAGAAUAGGCGAAUACUGCGGUACUUCUGGAAUUUGA